AUGUCCGAACAAGCACCGAAGCCGAACACAAUGGCAGAUGUCCUUUCAAGGUUGCCAGACAAGCGCCCAAUUCAAAUUCAAAUUGCCCAAUUGAAAGCUCAUCUGACAAACACCAUUAAGACUCUCCAACUUAGUCUUAUGUCAGAGAUGACCAAUCUCAAAGCCGAUGUCCUCAAGCAAAAAGCUUCCAAUGAGAAAGUCCUGAACGAUUUCUCAGAAUCGUUGCGCAAUUACGAGAGAGAAAACCGAGACCUUGCCAGACUCAUAUACCGUUUCUUCGAAGAGAUAGACGCCAUCUGGAAGGUACUCGGAAAGGACAGAACAUGCAACACCGUACUUCGUGAGUACCAAAUUGAAGAAGGAAUUGUCGAGGAAGAAGAGGAAGAAGAGAAACACGAAGAAGAGGAAGUUUGGGCAACCCUUGUUGCCGAUGA
Messenger RNA from Trichomonas vaginalis G3, 434 nucleotides. RefSeq lists its product as uncharacterized. NCBI's taxonomy places the organism in Eukaryota, Parabasalia, Trichomonadida, Trichomonadidae. The annotation marks the transcript as partial. The transcript has a single exon. The record is from RefSeq and is a predicted model, not a curated record.